AUGGCCAAUCCAAUCUACUUGUUGCAGUUGUCAUUAAAUUCCCAGCUCAUCCUCGUCGUUGAGACCGUAGUCAUUGAGGGCGGCCUGCUCGCCCAAGUCCGCCAAAACCUUGCGAGACCAUGUCUCGCUGCUCCGGAUAACCCGCCGGCACCCGUCCCGCACCCUGACUCCUACAACAUGGCUUCCCAAUCGGGACUUGUCCAGAACCCGUGGCCAGUUCUCUGGACCCAUGCCAAGCUCGUCAAUCCCGUCAACUCCGUCAAUUCCAGCGAUUCCAGCGCCUGA
Molecule: messenger RNA, 285 nt
Organism: Colletotrichum scovillei
Lineage: Eukaryota; Fungi; Ascomycota; Sordariomycetes; Glomerellales; Glomerellaceae
Exons: 1
Coding region: 1-285 (94 amino acids)
Source: RefSeq, a predicted model, not a curated record